AUGGGCUUGGGAAUUCUCGAGGACAGGGUCCUGGAGGACGUGCCAGGAACCACACGCUACUUCGACGACCCCGAGCGACCGCAAUACGCCACCGACGGCCACAUCGCCGAGCACCUCAAAUGCGACACCAGCGGGCCCGUCCCAAUCAUCCUCGUCCCGCAGCCCUCCGACGACCCCAACGACCCCCUCAACUGGCCGCUAUGGAAGCGCGACCUGAUCACCUUCAUCCUCUCCUUCGUCGCCAUCCUCGCGACCUGCCUCGGCCCCAUCCUCGCCGCCAACACACUGACCCUGACCCUGUACUACAGCGUGCCCUUCACCAAGGUCGCUGACCUGACGGGAUGGUACCUGCUGGGCGUGGGCAUCGCCGCCUUUAUCUUUGUGCCGUCGGGCCGCAUCUGGGGUAAAAGGCAUCUGUUUGUGGGCGGGACGCUGCUGCUGGUGGUGACCUCGGCGUGGGGCGGUGCGUCGCAGGGGGAGGAUCGGUAUUCGAGUAUGGUUGCCGCGCGUGUGUUCCAGGGCAUUGCGACGGCCCCGUUUGAGUCGCUGGUGAAUGCGGCUGUGGGAGAUUUGUACUGCGUGCAUCAACGCGGUAUCCGCAUGGCGUUCACCAACCUCGCGGUCUUUGGCGGUGCGUUCUUCACGCCCAUCCUCGUCGGCAAGAUCACCAACACGAUCGGCUGGUGGUGGACGUUCUACCUGGUGGCCAUUUUCUGCGCGGCCAGCUUCCCCAUCCUGUUUUUGUUCUGCCCCGAGACUGCCUACCGCCGCGACGCUCCCCCGGAAAUCGAUCUCGGCUUCCUAGGCAACGGCGACAACUCGCGCUCCGCUGCUGCGGGGCCCUCUGCCGGUAGUGCCGCCGCGCCCGAAGACGUGGAAAAGUCGGCCGCCAGCAACGGCAACAACGCCAACGGCGCCGACGGUUCCACCACAUCCCCAGCGUCCCCCGUCAAACCCGCCAACCGCCCCAAGGCCACCUUCAAGGAGUCCCUCGCCCUCUUCAACGGCCGCAAGACGGACGAAACCUUCUGGAAGCUACUCCUCCGGCCGCUCCCGCUCUUCCUCCAGCCCGCCUUCCUCUGGGCCUGCCUAAUCCAGGGCUUGAUGAUCGGCUGGACCGUCUUCAUCGGCGUCAUCAUGGCCCAGUUCUUCCUCGCCACCCCGCUGUGGUGGGGCGAGGUCGACACCGGGUACGCCUACACGGCCGCGUUCAUCGGCGCCAUCAUUGGGUUUGUCGUUGCCGGUCUGUUGUCGGAUUCUAGCGCGCGGUUGUUGACCAAGUGGAACAAUGGCAUCUACGAGCCUGAGUUCCGUAUCGUGCUGGUUAUUCCCCAAAUGAUUCUUGGGUGUGCCGGCCUGUACGGGUUCGGUAUCACCGUGGAUGGACUGUUGCUGGGGCAGUACCACUACGCUGUUCCGCUAACGUUCUUUGCGUUGGAGGUGGCAGGGAUGGUUAUUGGUGCUGUGGCUAGUUCGCUGUACAUUGUUGAUGCUUACCGCGACCUGGCCAUCGAGGGCUUCACUUGCAUGAUCAUCUUCAAAAACAUUUUCAGUUUUGCGCUCACUUUCAAGGCCUUCCAGUGGCUGGUCGCGAGUAGCACCCAGGCCACGCCGCUGUUCAACAUUCUUGCGUCGAUCCAGGUCGCUGCGUGUGUGUUGAGCAUUCCCAUGUAUGUCUUCGGCAAGCGGAUUCGGUCCUUCUUCCACCGCCAUGAUUUGCUUGAGAUUUUCAAGGUUCGGUAA
This is a messenger RNA of Dichotomopilus funicola, 1743 nucleotides long. Its product is annotated as major facilitator superfamily domain-containing protein. The record is from RefSeq and is a predicted model, not a curated record. The transcript has 5 exons. Lineage: Eukaryota; Fungi; Ascomycota; Sordariomycetes; Sordariales; Chaetomiaceae. Gene Ontology annotation, molecular function: transmembrane transporter activity. Bases 1 to 1743 code for a protein of 580 amino acids. Gene Ontology annotation, cellular component: plasma membrane. Gene Ontology annotation, biological process: transmembrane transport.